Penicillium brasilianum is the source of this 920-nucleotide messenger RNA. The record is from the annotation of a GenBank genome assembly. NCBI's taxonomy places the organism in Eukaryota, Fungi, Ascomycota, Eurotiomycetes, Eurotiales, Aspergillaceae.
CACCACACACCGCUAAGCGAGAGCACCUCCAAAUUCCUGUGUGGAUAGCCAUCCCGAUUGAUCGUUCAACCACCCUCGACAACCCGGUCAUCCUUUCCACCACCCCCCCCUCGACAAUCAAGAUGUCCGACUCCGGGGAAGUUCAGGCCGUUCAGCUGCCUAAGGAGAUUGCUCACCUCGACAACCAGCCCGUCCUCCUCUUCGGCAAGUGGAGCUACGAGGAUGUCGAGAUCCGCGACAUUUCCCUGACCGACUACAUCCAGAUCCGCCAGCCGGUCUACACCUCCCACUCCGCCGGUCGCUAUGCCGCCAAGCGUUUCCGCAAGGCCCAGUGCCCCAUCAUUGAGCGCCUGACCAACUCGAUCAUGAUGAACGGCCGCAACAACGGAAAGAAGGCCAUGGCCGUCCGCAUUGUCGCCCACGCUUUCGAGAUCAUCAACAUCACCACCGACUCCAACCCCAUCCAGAUCGCUGUUGAUGCCAUCGUCAACUGCGGUGCCCGUGAGGACUCCACCCGUAUUGGUUCCGCCGGUACUGUCCGUCGCCAGGCCGUCGAUGUUUCUCCCCUCCGCCGUGUCAACACCGCCAUUGCCCUGAUCACCAUUGGCGCCCGUGAGAGCUCUUUCCGCUCUGUCAAGUCCAUCUCUGAGUGCCUUGCUGAGGAGCUCGUCAACGCCGCCAAGGGCAGCAGCAACUCCUACGCCAUCAAGAAGAAGGACGAGCUGGAGCGUGUUGCCAAGUCUAACCGGUAAAGGGUGUACUGGAUGCAUUCUCCGUUUGGUCCUAUGUGUUUUAUGGAUACUGGAGUGAACGGGGUGUUUUUCACCGGGUUUCGGAUGAUUGACAUACAACUGCAAGGCUGUACAUGGAUUGGGACGGCCAUGGAGGAAGCAGGAUCCAAAAAUGGGAACACAAUCGGA